UGUGAGUUAAACAUAAUGAAGACGACAUCUGGGAUAGUCUCUCAGUUCAGUGUAUACCCUGUACUGUACUGUUACGCGUACACAUCUCCACAUGUUCCUUCCAUCACUACCUCCCUAUCUCUACCUGGAUUCUUAUCAUUCCUCUCUCUACUUCCUCAGCUCAAACAACCAAUAGUUAUUUCAGCUAUGCCUGCUGGUGCUUCUGAUAGAACCGUCAUUAGCAGUUCUGCCUUUGACAACCCUGAUGACCUUUCGGCUGAAGAUUUUGCAGCUCUUUCGGUCAACUCAGUAGCAGAUUUUCCCACCGUACUUCUCAGCAACAUCAAUUGGAACGGCGGCAUAAUUGGUUGCGUUUCUGUUUCCCUCAGCCCUGACAAUUUGAGGAUAGCAUCAGCUGCCUUCCACCUUCUGGGUUCCCUUUGGUCUGACAAAUCGUUUAAUACAGCCACCUACUGGAACACUACUUCUCCUUCGCAGCUAGUUCUCUCUAUUGCUGAUCUCACUAUAUUCAGAUUUCCUCCAGGUUCCCUGUGCUCAGCCUAUGUCAGCUCAGCAGACCUCGAGUAUGAGUUUACCCAAGAUAGCUCCGCCAUCCCAGCAGCCCUUAUUUCUCAAGCAGGCCUCUCCGAAUUCUGCCUCCGGGCUUUCUGUUACCCAACCUCAGACUCUUACGCCAAGCUGGUUAUUCUUUUGUUCCCUUGUUCCGAAACCCUACUAGCUCAGAACCCUCUCUACCUGGACCCUUACUUCCCGGGUCUACGACUGUACGACUCUGAGUUCUCGCUUUCCCCCCCUUCCUUACUCUCUCCGAUUGCUCGACCUUGGGGGUUUCCCCUCGCUGCAGCCGUUUUUCCUGGAGCUGACUGGGAAGAGGCUCCAGGCUUCCCUUCUGGUUUGAGAGUUCGAAUUGCCCUCAGCAAACUAUUCAGAUCUGCUAUCAAACCUGACGUCAAGGCCAACCUGCUAACUUUACAGCAAAGGAUUGAUUCUCUCUUGGACAGAGGUUCAAAUGCUCUACAAGUUCGAUUUCCGUUACUCCUCUGGCCAGAAGCCACUGCUGUACCUCCUACAGACCUUCCUUCUCAAGGGUUUUUACAACCUGAGCGCUUCAGUGAGACAGAUUCAGAUAAUCUUUCCGGCAUUCACACUGAUGCUCCUAAUCUCAGAUCCCAGCUACAGAGUGAAAUAGGUCGGUUUGUACGUGCUCCGGGCAGUAACCCUAGUAACCCUGUUGUACAGAACCCCGCUAACUCUAUCAGGCUGAUCCAUGCGGAUACUAAUUCUGACUCGUCAGUUGUGACUCAUCCGACAACCCGGAAAAGGUACUAUCUCAACUAAUUUCUAAAUCUUAUC
This is a messenger RNA of Eurytemora carolleeae, 1353 nucleotides long. RefSeq lists its product as uncharacterized. Bases 16 to 1338 code for a protein of 440 amino acids. The transcript has 4 exons. The record is from RefSeq and is a predicted model, not a curated record. NCBI's taxonomy places the organism in Eukaryota, Metazoa, Arthropoda, Copepoda, Calanoida, Temoridae.